UUUUUUCACGAUUUUCUGUCUCUUCGCUUUAGUUCAGCUGCCACGCUUUUGAUCGGCUGUCUAAACAGAGCGUUCUUUUUAAAGACUAUCAGCUGAUAAAGGAUUUUUAGAUUAUAACUGAGAUGAUUAUGAAAACAAUGAGUUUGCAAAUCCAAGGUGUAAAUCUUCAUCAAACACUGAAAUCUCACAGCUAUUUGUUUUUAUCUCACACUUGAAAUUUUUAUUUGUAACAAGAAUAGAGGAAAACAACACGCAGAAAAGACCCAGGUGAACACAAUUGUAUUUUCGGAUUGUUUUAACUUCCUCCUUUGCGUCGAGUUAGAGUCAUCUGCGCCAGCCUACGUGGAAUUGCCGGUAAAAGCAGCCAACAGAAUGCUUGGAGUAGUACUGCCAUAAAAUGAAAUCAGUUGUGUUGCUCGUUUUUAUAACCUGCCAGCUUUGUGUACAAGUUUCUUACGGUCUUAACAUCACUUUUAACUCAUCGAAUGUAGAAGUUUUUGUCGACGAUAAAGUUACGGUUUUGGUUAUAUUCAAUGGAGCAGGUGAUGAACUGGAACAGGUGAAAGCGAGCAAUUGGACCGUGUUUUACGAACCACGGUCGAAUUUAGAAGCAGAAUUCAAACAAUCUUCGAUAGUUUGUGACAAUAUUGAUCAACGAUGUAUCGGAGAAAUGGAUAUAAAGGGCCUUUUCUUAGGAUUUGGCACAGUGACUUUGGCUCGUUUAGAUCCGGAAACAAAAACUUGGAUAAAACUUGAACCUCGUUUAGUUGUUACAAUUAUUCGGCUAGAUAAACUUAUAAACAAAAUAUUUAUAGCUUUUGUGGCUAUAGUUGUGAGUCUCAAUAAUGUGAAUAUGGGAUGUGCGCUUGAUCUGGGUAUUGUUAAAGAUGUGCUCAAAAGACCUAUUGGACCAGCUAUUGGUUGCUUUUGCCAGUUUGUAAUAAUGCCCUUGGUGUCCUAUGGCGUGGGGUACCUUAUAUUUGAAGAUCCCGUUAUGCGUCUCGGGCUGUUUACGUUUGGCAGCAGCCCUGCAGGGGGUGCAAGCAACAUGUGGACCGUCCUGCUGGGAGGCAAUCUCAAUCUGAGCAUCACCAUGACUUUCAUCAGCACCAUCGCUGCUUUAGGUACAAUUCCAUUUUGGCUCUUCACUUUGGGGAAAACAAUAAUAACAGGAACAAAAAUCGUCGUUCCAUUCCAGAAUAUAAUCGCGUCACUGGCUUCCCUUAUGAUUCCCAUCGGAAUAGGCAUUCUAAUCCAGCGCAGAUUUCCCAAGGUAGCUGCACGCUCCAAAAGAAUAUUGGCUCCUGUGUGCAUCAUUCUACUUAUCUGCAUCGUAGUUCUGGCAUCAAUCGCCAAUUCUUACAUGUUUUACUUGCUGACGUGGCGCAUGGCCAUUGCUGCAAGUCUUAGCGUAUGGACUGGUUUUGCAGCCGGUAUUCUUGUUGCAUUGGUCUUUCGCUUUUCACGUGCUGACAUCAUAGCCAUUGCAGUAGAAACAGGCAUCCAGAAUAGUGGUAUUGCCUUCGUGUUGUUGAGUUAUUCUUUGAAACCACCUGUAUCUGAUAUUGCAUCUGUCGUGCCCGUGGCUGGGUCUAUCAUAACACCCAUUCCUCUGUUUGUUAUUUACUGUUUUCAAAAAAUUUGGAACAGAUGUCACAGAAAUGAGGAUUUCGAAUUGCAAGCCAUCACUUCGAAGAGGAGAGAUUCCGACCAAGGUGAAAUAAAUUUAGCAAGCGAUUUUGUAAAUAAAUGAUGAGCUUUUGUGUUAUUGUUUUUCAAAUAUUUUUAAUUCUUAUCCAGCUGUCUUUCAUGUAAAUUAUUUUUAUGCGAAUAUUUGAAAGCAAAAAUGUUCAAAAAUAAAAUAUUUUUUCAUUUUA
Argiope bruennichi is the source of this 1877-nucleotide messenger RNA. Its product is annotated as ileal sodium/bile acid cotransporter-like. Lineage: Eukaryota; Metazoa; Arthropoda; Arachnida; Araneae; Araneidae. The transcript is spliced from 3 exons. Gene Ontology annotation, cellular component: membrane. The coding region runs from base 398 to 1753 and encodes 451 amino acids. The record is from RefSeq and is a predicted model, not a curated record.